AUGGAUGCAAAACUGGAAGAAGCCACGGCUUCGCAAAAAGCAGAGAUUGAAGCAAUUGCAGUUCUCAAAGAUGACAUCCCGCCAUCUCAAUCCGGCGCCAUAACCGAGGCAGAGAAGAAGCUCCUCUGGAAACAAGACAUCCGCAUCAUCCCCAUCUCGGCAGGCAUCUACUUCCUCUGCUUCCUCGACCGCGCCAACAUUGGCAACGCAAAGGUCCUCAACGUCACCACCAACGACGACCUGCAGCACACCGCCAACAUGAGCAACAAGCAGUUCAACGUCGCCCUCAUGGUCUUCCUCGUUGCGUAUGCCGUCUUUGAAGUGCCCAGCAACAUCCUGCUCAAGAAGCUGCGUCCGAGCCGGUGGCUGGCCUUUUUGAUGUUUUGCUGGGGCAUCAUUACCAUGUGUAUGGGUGCCACGAACAGCUUCGGGACUGUCACGGGGGUGAGGUUCUUGCUGGGGGUGUUUGAGGCGGGCUUGUUCCCGGGAUUGGUCUAUUACUUGACCUUUUGGUAUCGUCACGAUGAGCGAAGCGUGAGAGUGGCCUUUAUUCUUGCCUCGGCAACGUUAGCAGGCGCUGUAAGCCCAAUCUCAUUCUUUUUUGGCGGUGCCAUCGCCUAUGGAAUCGGCCACAUGAACCAGACCCAGGGCCUGGCCGGCUGGCGCUGGCUCUUCAUCCUCGAAGGCAUCCCGUCCUGCCUCUCCGCCUUCCUCGUCCUCUUCUUCCUCCCCGACUACCCAGAGAGCGCCACCUGGCUGUCCGAGCCCGAAAAGGACCUCGCCGUCCAGCGCCUCUUUCACGAGGGCAGCAAGGGCCAUCAUCCCAGCAUGACGUGGCAAGACGCCAAAGCUACGCUCACCGACUGGCGUCUGUAUGCUCACUACGCCAUCUACUUCGCCGUCAGCCCGCCGUUUGCCAGUCUGAGUCUCUUUUCGCCGUCCAUCACGAGCGGUCUUGGAUAUGUCGACCUGGAGGCGCAGCUCAUGACGGUGCCCCCUUGGGCGGUUGCCUACGUCUGCCAAGUCCUCGUCGCAAUCUCAGCAGACCGCUUCAACGCCCGCGGCUAUCACGCUGCAGGGGCCGCCCUGGUGGGCGCAGUCGGCUUCAUCGUCUCGGCCGCUCUCCCAGCAACAUCGUACAAGGCUCGCUACGGAGGCCUCAUCCUCGCUACCGCGGGCUCCUUCGCCAGCAUCCCGCCCAUGCUGGGCUGGCUGACGUCCAACGUCGUCAGCACCGCGUCCACGGGCCUCGCCAUCGCCAUCAACGUGAGCAUCGGCGGAGGCUUGGGGCAGAUCCCCGGCGUGUGGAUCUACAAGGCGGACGAGGCGAAGAAGGGGUACCCCACGGGCCAUUGGACGAAUGCGGGCUUUUUGCUUUUUGUUGUGGCCGUUACGCUGGGGUUGAGGGUGUUUUACGGGCGGAAGAAUAAGGCUUUGAUUGCGCAUGGGGAGAGGGAGGGGGUUUCUGUUCGACUGUACAAGCUCUGAGGUGG
Messenger RNA from Trichoderma citrinoviride, 1493 nucleotides. Its product is annotated as MFS general substrate transporter. The transcript is spliced from 5 exons. Gene Ontology annotation, biological process: transmembrane transport. Lineage: Eukaryota; Fungi; Ascomycota; Sordariomycetes; Hypocreales; Hypocreaceae. The record is from RefSeq and is a predicted model, not a curated record. Bases 1 to 1488 code for a protein of 495 amino acids. Gene Ontology annotation, molecular function: transmembrane transporter activity. Gene Ontology annotation, cellular component: membrane.